AUGGAUAAAUUGCGCGAGAAAAUCAGUAGCAUUCGUGCUGAAGCCGAGGCAGCCAAUGCCCGAGCAGACGAGUUGGAACUCAAGGUCAAAGCUCUCGAGGAAGAAGUUAUGAACCGCGAUCACGAAAUCAUUUCCUUGAACAACCAAAACAAGCACUUGACUGAAGACUUGGAAACGGCACAAGACAAGAUCACCCAGUUGAAGAGCUUGGAGGACGAAGAUGAUGACUUGAAGAAGGAAAACGAUGCAGCACAACGCAAGAUUACUCUCCUUGAACAGGAACUUGAAUCAUCGGACAAGGCUUUGAGAGAAACGACCAAAAACUUCCGUGAAGCGGAUGUCAAGGCCGAGCAUUUCGAACGAAAGGUGCAGCAAUUGGAAGGUUUACUCUUUGAACAAGAAAAGAAGAAUGAGGAGCUCAAGCAAAAGAAUCAGGAAUUGCAGAGUCAAUUGGAUGAGUUCAAUGCUCAAUUGGAUGAUAUUUAG
Lichtheimia ornata is the source of this 486-nucleotide messenger RNA. RefSeq lists its product as uncharacterized. The coding region runs from base 1 to 486 and encodes 161 amino acids. The record is from RefSeq and is a predicted model, not a curated record. Lineage: Eukaryota; Fungi; Mucoromycota; Mucoromycetes; Mucorales; Lichtheimiaceae. The transcript is spliced from 3 exons.